Molecule: messenger RNA, 1144 nt
Organism: Mercurialis annua (annual mercury)
Lineage: Eukaryota; Viridiplantae; Streptophyta; Magnoliopsida; Malpighiales; Euphorbiaceae
Exons: 2
Coding region: 340-933 (197 amino acids)
Source: RefSeq, a predicted model, not a curated record
AUCGAAAAUCAAAACCCUAACCCUAAUUUCAAAAUCUUGAAACCGCUAAAAUAUUUCAAAUUCAAUUCAACGAUGACAGUUUCAAAUUUAACGAAUUUUGGAGCGAAAAUAGAACCAGGAAAUUGGAUUCGGAAGCUCUGAGCUUCACGAGCUAACAUAGCUUUUUGCAGGAAUUUGAAGUUUUAUUUUCGGGUUGAUUAUUGUAGUAUUCAGCGGAACCAGAAAUUUUUUUCAAUCCGAGGUUAACUUCUAAUUCAUCUUUAAUUUUGGGGCAGCCUGGACUUAACAUCUAUCUAACUCAGGAGUAUGAAAUGUUAGAAAUCUAAUUGUCUUAACAAAAUGAGGAGAGGGUACUUGCUCAAGGAUCCUAUUGCUUUUGUAGGUUUAGUGGUUUCUAUUUGUUGCAUUGUGAUUAUAACGAUAUCGGUUCUUAAACUUCCCGAAGUAUCGGUAGUAAAUAGAGUAAUGACGUCGAAUCGGACGGUUAAAAGCAGUAAGGUUCCUAAGGAUGUAGUGAUAGGAAAGUUUGGUGAAAUGAUGAUUGAAAUGUUGCCUGGAGAUCUUGCCUUUACAGUCUUUAUCCCGUCGGAGAAAGCGUUUGAGCGUGAUUUGAGAUUACGUGUGAAUGAUAGUUUGUCUGCGGAGAAUAGGAAUGAUACAUAUGCGGUGGUUUCUCGAAUAAUGGGGUUUUCGGCUAUUCCUCGAACCCUUUUAUCUGCGAUGGUCUACUUAGAUAAAGAGGUGUCGUAUGAUUCAGUAUCCGGGUUUCCGUUAUACAUUUCCAAGGAUGAAGAUGGAAUGGUGGUAGUUAAUAGAAUUAGAUCGGAAAUAGUAGAUGUUAAGAGAGAGGAGGUUAUAGUAUAUAUUAUGGAUGGAGUAAUUAUGGAUGCUGAGUUUGAACAAUCGGUUGAACCUGAUGACAUUGAAGACUGAAGAAAAUCGACUGCAAUUAAUGCAUUACCUCUCGGAGAGAAGAUGGAAGUUGUUCCUUCUUUGUCUAUGCAUCGACAAAUUUGCCGCAACAUGUAGUCUAAGGAAAUAUACAAGUCUAAAAAUUGUAAUUUACCCAAGGCAUAUAUACAAAUACAAUGUAAUUUUUUUUUUUUGAGAAUAUAUAGAGCUUUAAAUGUUUUAUACUCCCAAG